Cryphonectria parasitica EP155 is the source of this 2082-nucleotide messenger RNA. RefSeq lists its product as uncharacterized. The transcript has 6 exons. Gene Ontology annotation, molecular function: protein binding. The record is from RefSeq and is a predicted model, not a curated record. Lineage: Eukaryota; Fungi; Ascomycota; Sordariomycetes; Diaporthales; Cryphonectriaceae. The coding region runs from base 1 to 2082 and encodes 693 amino acids.
AUGGCUCCCAAGUGGUCAUACUCGGCCAUGUUAAAGGGGGCCAGGCGCCCACCCCAGGCCUCGUCGUCGUCGUCAAAGGCCAACCAAGCAGCAGGUGGUGGCGAGUCGACGACACCCACACCACUGAACCAGCAGGCCCCUUCCCCUCCCCCUGUUGCUGGUGACCUCAAGGCAUUCCCGCCUUUGGAGUCGCUGGGUGCUGGUAAGGCCCAGCCUGGUCACAAAGCUGUGACCAAGAAGGGUACAGACACCGAGGACGGCCUUCCAACUUCCUCCGCCGCCGCCGCCGACGACGACAACAACAACAACAACAACAACAACAACAACAAAGAGAAGAUGUCGUUCCUUCGCGCUGGAGAGAAGGAGGACCUUCGAGUCUCUCCAAACCUUCCUGAGCCCGCCGCCUUCGAGGCCAAUCUGCCUGCUACGCGGGCCAGAGCGGCCUCAGGCGCGCCCUACGCCGCCCUGUGGGACAAGCCAGACGGGGCCGACAUCAUCAUCCGAUGCAAGGGCCUGCGCUGGGAGGUGCACCGACACAUCCUCGUGGAGAAGUCGGAGUACAUGGAAAAGUACCUGCCCCCCGAGGCAGAGGAUGGAAAACCCGUCGAGUGGAACCUCGAUAACUGGGAUGCUGGAUCCCUUGGUGCGGUCCUCCACUACAUGUACAUCGAGGAUUACGAGGGAGGCGACUUCGACCCCAAGAAUCCGAUGAACACGAUGCCCAUCGUGCACGCCGUCGCCAACUUCCUGGCUGGAACCUCUUGCCUCUGCCGUCCCAUGAUGGACCACACCUUGACCCAGAUCGACGCGGCCACUGAGGAGCUCCGCAAGGUCGCGCCCAUGCUCCGCUACAUGAACCUCGACCAGUUCGAGUUCUGCCUCCGUCGUGCCAUGCUCAUGACGUACAGCGAGCCCGACCAGUGGCGCAUCCGUGCCCUGCGCAUCGUCAUGGGCAAGCUGAUGGCCGUCUGCUUCCCGCUGAUCCUGCAGAACCCAGGCUGGCGGGGCAAGUACGAGCAGUUCUGGGGAAUGAUGCGCGUGCGUGUGGUUGCUGAUCACAAGUGGCUUUCCCAGGCAGGCAUCUGUCAACGUAAUCAUGUCAUCAUGGCUGGUUUCGAGCACAUGUCUGUCCUCUGGACCAAGUACCGCGGUGAUGGCUGGCAGCCCUCCGACGACCUGAUUUUCCCCGAGCGAGAGCUCGAGAACUUGCCUGCCCCACCUCCUCUGUCGCCGCCCCCAACUACCGUUGGCCGCAAGGUGUCCAAAGCUAUCCCUAUCAAGCGCCCCGAUGGUACCAUUGCUUCUAGCUCUGGCGCAGCGUCUGGCUCUGGCAGUGCUGGUCGUUCUCGCGGCAAGAAGUACCCCACCGGUCUAGUCGAGCCCACUCCUCAGCCUCCUCGCAAGAAGGGCAAGAAUUACCCCACUGGUCUCGUCGAGCCUACACCCCCGUCCUCCAACAAGAAGGGCAAGAACAAGAGAAAGUCCCCCGAGCAGGCUGCUGCAGAAACCAAGGAGAAGGACAAGGCUGAUACCCCCUCGACGACCAAUGUCUCCAGCCCCUCCACCUCUGCUGGACCUUCUACCAUCAAGAAGCAGUCUGCCAGCCUCGAGGGCUCGUUUGGCACAGGUUCAGCAACUUCCAGCGGUCCUGUCGUUCCCGAUGCCACCGCGCCCGCCGGCAGCGCUGCCUGGUGGGCCCACAUCUCCGACCAGCCGUACCCAUUCCUGCCCCCUCCCCCCUUCCGCUCCUUUUCUGUGCCCACCUCUCCGCAGAGCCUCUCACCACGCCCAUCCCCAGGCGAGUCGAUCUUCCCAGGUGGUGGCAUGCUGCCAGACGGAUCCUACUUCUUCAAGGAGACCUCCACGGGCGAGCCAUCCGACUACGCCAGCUCCGAGGCCACUGGCCCGGGAGAGGGUUCGCGUACCAGAGACCCAUCGGUCGCCGCGCCUGCUGAGCAUAUGACUGAUCCUCUGGACUCUCUCGCCAAUCGCGUGGCUGCGCUGUCCACCGAGGAGGCCGCAGGCGAUACCACUCCGCCAGUCAAGGGAAAGGGCAAGGGCAAGGGAAAAGAGAAAGCUUGA